This is a messenger RNA of Pelodiscus sinensis (Chinese soft-shelled turtle), 1032 nucleotides long. RefSeq names its product ribosomal protein S3 (gene RPS3). Gene Ontology annotation, biological process: translation; positive regulation of apoptotic signaling pathway. Gene Ontology annotation, cellular component: cytosolic small ribosomal subunit; nucleus. The record is from RefSeq and is a predicted model, not a curated record. NCBI's taxonomy places the organism in Eukaryota, Metazoa, Chordata, Testudines, Trionychidae. Gene Ontology annotation, molecular function: structural constituent of ribosome; RNA binding.
UUCGGGAGGCCCGUAUAUCCUCCCCCGGGUGGGGGGGCCCCUUCCUUUCGCCUGGGCGGCGCGGCUCAAGAUGGCGGUGCAGAUCUCCAAGAAGCGCAAGUUUGUCGCUGAUGGUAUCUUCAAAGCUGAACUAAACGAGUUUCUGACUCGUGAGCUGGCUGAAGAUGGGUACUCUGGAGUAGAGGUCCGAGUUACUCCAACAAGGACUGAAAUUAUCAUCCUUGCUACCAGAACACAAAAUGUUCUUGGUGAGAAGGGGCGCCGUAUCCGUGAGCUGACUGCUGUUGUACAGAAGAGGUUUGGCUUUCCAGAAGGAAGUGUUGAGCUCUACGCUGAGAAGGUGGCCACAAGAGGUCUGUGUGCUAUUGCCCAAGCAGAGUCCCUGCGAUACAAACUUCUCGGAGGUUUAGCAGUGCGUCGAGCCUGCUAUGGUGUCCUCCGCUUCAUCAUGGAGAGUGGCGCUAAAGGUUGCGAGGUGGUGGUAUCCGGUAAACUCAGAGGCCAGCGAGCCAAGUCUAUGAAGUUUGUGGAUGGUUUGAUGAUCCACAGUGGAGACCCUGUAAACUACUACGUUGAUACAGCUGUGCGCCAUGUCCUUCUCAGGCAGGGUGUGCUUGGUAUUAAAGUGAAGAUUAUGUUGCCGUGGGACCCAAGUGGAAAGAUUGGACCCAAGAAGCCCCUGCCAGACCAUGUCAGCAUUGUGGAGCCCAAGGAAGAGAUCUUACCUACCACUCCUAUCUCAGAGCAGAAAGGUGGCAAACCAGAACAGCCAGCCAUGCCUCAGCCAGUUCCCACUGCAUAAUGGGUUUUCAACACUUGGAAUGAGAAGUGGACACUGGCCCAUGAAAGGAUCUUAAUAAAAUCAUAAAAGACAGUGUAAUGUGGAGACUUUUAUUUUGACCAGUGUAGGUCUUCAAAGGUUUUGCCUCCCAAGUUCUCUGUGGAAAUGUAUUCAUCCCCGGUUUUCUUUUUUCUUCGAACUUUUGGAGUGAAUCUGUCAGUUCUCCGUUAAUAAACUUUUGGAGAUUUUUA